GCCCUUGAAUAAUCGACAGCGCAGGUCUUAAUCACUCUCUUGCCCGCCAGAAAAGUUUGUUGUGAAUUUCUCUUUUCCCUGAAAAACACGGAAAAGCGCAAGAAAAAUGAAUAAUAAAGAGAUCCAGGAGAAAUUAAACAAGUAUAAACUUCGGGUGAAGCUGUGGGAGAAGGAAUUCAGAGAGAAAAACAAUCGGAUUCCCUCAAAGUAUGAUAUCAAGGAAGCAGGAAGAGAGAUAAAGGAUGCCUACAAGAUGUACUACAAGAUCACCACGUCCCUGCUAAGCAAUACCCUCACAGAUGCUCUGGAUGAUGAAGAGGAUCGCGUGAUUGCCACGGAGGAGAUUUCUCCGGAUAUCUCCUUCUCCUCAGCCAGCAAAACUGAUCAGUUGGAGUCUCCAAGCAGCGAAGUACCUUCUCCACAGGAAAAGCAUGACUUGAGCACUCCAGAUUUUGAGGUUAGUCAGAUAAAUAACAAAGCGUGGGGUAGUCAUUUGAGCAAGAAAACAAAAGGAUCAUCAGCUGUCUCCAAGGGUGGAACUUCCGGGAAGGGUAAAACAUGCUUGGCAAGCAAACUCAGUCUCUCAAUGAAUUUUACAAAGAGAAACCCGAGAAAAUCCUUCAGUAGACUCAAUUCUUCCACCUCUGAUAAAGCUGAAACUCCAACUCUUUCGAGCACUUCACAAAUUCCGGACUUUGAGACGUUGCUGUCGCAGAGAUCGUCUCAAAUUCCCGAAAUUAUUGCUUCUGAAGCAGAUAAGAAGCCCCAGAGUGUGGAGAAGAUAUUUGAUCUCGGAUGGAUAGAGCGAUGUGGGGGUAAGAGCGAUAAUUGCCCGGAAUUUGAUCCUUCGAGGAUCUCUUCACUAAAUUCACAAAAUGAGACUAUUUCUGGGGUUUCUCCUGUUGCUACUCACGGGAAAGCUCAGCAAAUGGAAAUAUCUUUUGCAAUUGCUACCAAAGUUACCAAAAAGGCUGAUUCUGAUGGGUCUGUUGUGGAGGACAGUGAGGAUGAGUCUGUGAUCAUGUCGCAACAGUCUGUUCGGCAUGUUUUGAAGAAAAGACGCGUUUUUAGUUCAAUUCUCAAUCGUCAGGCGAAAGAAAAUGAAAAUCGCCUCAAAGCACAGCAAGAAGUUGAGAAGAAGGUAGAAGCUGUGACGGAGAAGCCUAAAGAAGAUGAAAAACCCCCGAAAACGUCCAGGAAGAAGACAAAAGCCCAAAAGGAUGUAAAAUCCAAGGGAAAUCAUUCAGAUUCUUGGUCAGAAAAGGAAGAUGAAGUUCCUCUGAAGCUGAGAAAAACCUCCAAGAAACCCGCAAAAGGUCAAGGAAGGGGAAGACCAAAGAAAACUCCUCGUGAAAAUCUUCCGGAAAUCCAUGAGGAUGACGAAUAUCUCCCCCCAUUGGAUACCGAAUUCACCAAAAAACCCUCCAGGGUGGGAAAAGAAUCCCUUUCGGAGAAUGAAAAACUCUUUAGUUCCUACAUUUGUCAGACGCUUCCUGCAGAGCAGGAGGCAACUGGUGAUGAGCAAAGAGCAUCCGUGAAAGAUGCAGCCAAGGAGAAACUUCUCAAGAAAAUUUCUUCAGGGAAAGCAAAUGAGAAUUUUGUACGAAUUAACAUGAAGAAGAAAGUCUUCGUGCGUGGGAAGAAGACAAUAAACUACUCGAGGUACAAGAAGGCCAUGUGGAAGAAGAAAAAAGCUGCAUCGCUGUUGGAUGAUAGGGGAUGCGAUGGGGAGGAAUUCAAGUGCUUCCAAUGUGGAGCUCCGGGACAUUUUGCAGCUAAAUGCCCGAGAAAUGAGAGUUUUCCCACAGUUCCCGUCACAGAGGUCAGUGAGGAGGAGCUGGUUGAGGAAUCUGACCUACAGACACUUGAGGAUGCAGCUCAGAGUGCCAGGGAAGUUGAAGAAUUCAAGGAUACGGGGAAGGUUUACUUGGAAUCGGAGCAACUGGAAGAUAUUGUGAAGGAUCUCGAGACAGCCGAUGUGGAAGAAAUUCAGGCAGCUGUCUACCCCUUAGAUCCGCAAGGGAAUCUCAUUGAGACUCCCGCAGAAGUGAGAGAAGCCCUUCAUCUAUUCGGGCACAAAUCCUUCCGCGCUGGACAGGAAACAGCAAUCAUGAGAAUCCUAUCGGGCCUCUCAACACUUGUUACCCUCAAUACAGGCAGUGGGAAGUCCCUCUGCUACCAACUUCCUGCUCUAAUCUACAGUCGGCAUGGGAAAGGUAUGACUUUGGUCAUCUCACCGCUUGUGUCUCUCAUGGAGGAUCAAAUCAGCGGGAUUCCGAGUUUCCUCAAGGCGCGAUGCCUCCACACGAAUCAAACGCCAAAAAUGCGACAACUUGUGAAGCAGGAAUUGCUCGAAGGACGUGUGGAUUUGCUUCUUGUCUCUCCGGAAGCAGUGGCGUAUGGCGAUAAGAAAUCCGAAUUUGGGCAAAUCCUUUCCUCCAUGCCAAGGAUUGCCUUUGUUUGCAUCGAUGAAGCUCACUGCUUGUCCCAAUGGAGUCACAACUUCCGCCCUAGCUAUCUAAUGCUCUGCAAGAUUCUUCGGGAGAAACUCAAAAUCUCCGUAAUUUUGGGAUUAACUGCAACAGCAACAAAUCUAACAAGGGAUGAAAUUGUUUCCCAAAUUGGUGUUCCGGAUGGCCGAUCCGGGGUUAUCAGCGACAUCCCCCUUCCGGAAAAUUUAACCUUGACUGUCUCGACGGACGUUAAACGCGAAGACGCUCUAAUAGACUUGCUGAAAAGCCCCAAAUACGCUGAUAAAUCCGUAAUAAUCUACUGCACGCGUAGGGAGGUGUGUGAGAGUGUAGCAGGACGUAUCCGGACAGUUUUCAGCAGUGAAAAAAUACCCACGAAGAAGAGGAAGCGUACUGAUUGGAUUGUUGAGGCGUACCAUGCGGGAUUGGUAGCUUCACGCAGACGAUCCAUUCAGAAUGCCUUCAUGAGUGGGCAGCUGAAGAUUGUAGUGGCAACAAUUGCUUUUGGGAUGGGAAUAAAUAAGCCGGACAUUCGUGGGGUUAUUCACUUCAAUAUGCCCAAGAAUUUUGAGAGUUACGUCCAAGAAAUUGGGCGAGCGGGUCGAGAUGGUGAACCCGCACAUUGUCAUCUCUUCCUGGACUCGAGACGUCGUGACAAGAUCGAAUUGCAGCGGUUUAUCUAUGCAAAUUCAAUCGAUCGCUUCACCCUUCGGCGACUUUUGCAGAAAAUCUUCAUUCCAUGCGCUUGCAAGCGCGAUGGACGAAGGGAAUCUUGUCCAGGGCAUGAAAUUGCCUUCUCCGUGGACACCACAGUGCAAACACUGGACAUAGCUGAAGAGAACAUCUCCACACUUCUCUGCUACCUCGAACAAGACAUGGCGACAAUUCACGUGCUAAGUAAGGCCUAUGUAAGGUGUCGAGUUUUCUCGUACGGUGGUGCAGAGCAGCUGAAGAAGGCUGCAAAGUCCUGCCCACCACUUGCCAUGGCGAUCUCGAUGAAAAUCAAAGAGGGAAAAUUUCGCUCAGACGCCACUAGCAUUGAGUUUUCAGCUGUGGACGUAGCUGCAGCCUUGGGGUGGGAUAGUGGUGUUGUGAAGUACCAACUGAAGAACCUCGAGUGGACAAAGAUGAAUAAUCAGCCAAGAAGGACAACAAUUUCAGUUCAAUUUGACGAUAUCGGAUUCCGCAUUCGGGCACCGGGGAAUUUCACCGAUGAACAAAUGGACAACACCCUGGAAAUGCUAGUCAAUAGGGUGGCACAGCAAGAGAAUCUUGAGAUCUAUCAGCUUCAAAGCAUAUUUGAGGGUCUCAAUUCGGUCGUUGUACCAACAGUGGACCUUGUUCUACGUGAAGAGAUGGCAGAAUCUUCGGAGAAAUUGAAAAGAAUCAUCCGGGAGUACUUUGAGAAGACGCAAGUGGGCAAAAUUGAUGUUACCGAAGAACCAGACGACACUACUGAUGAACAACUUGAGCGAGAUAUUCGCUAUAUGGUGGCAAAUUAUCCGGACAACAACUUCACGGGGAGAUCUCUGGCCAGGAUUUUUCAUGGAAUUUCCAGCCCGAAUUUUCCUGCAAUUGUUUGGGGACGAUGCAAGUUGUGGCGAGCCCACACUAUGACCAAUAUUCAUCGAAUUAUAGCCCUGGCCAAUGCCACAAUCCUAGAAAUGAGGACUUGAGGGAGGUUCUGUGUGUUGGAGAGUGUUGAACAUUAAAGUCGUUAUUUUUUUUUUGAAUA
Molecule: messenger RNA, 4206 nt
Organism: Lutzomyia longipalpis
Lineage: Eukaryota; Metazoa; Arthropoda; Insecta; Diptera; Psychodidae
Gene: RecQ4
Product: ATP-dependent DNA helicase Q4
Exons: 4
Coding region: 107-4147 (1346 amino acids)
Biological process (GO): double-strand break repair via homologous recombination
Cellular component (GO): chromosome; nucleus; cytoplasm
Molecular function (GO): nucleic acid binding; ATP binding; four-way junction helicase activity
Source: RefSeq, a predicted model, not a curated record